This is a messenger RNA of Drosophila nasuta, 2232 nucleotides long. RefSeq names its product phosphatidylinositol glycan anchor biosynthesis class T (gene PIG-T). NCBI's taxonomy places the organism in Eukaryota, Metazoa, Arthropoda, Insecta, Diptera, Drosophilidae. Gene Ontology annotation, biological process: attachment of GPI anchor to protein. The transcript has 2 exons. Bases 93 to 2021 code for a protein of 642 amino acids. The record is from RefSeq and is a predicted model, not a curated record. Gene Ontology annotation, cellular component: GPI-anchor transamidase complex.
UCGAUGGCAUAUCAACAUCUCUAUUUUAAUUGAUGCCAUAGAAUACAAAGUAUUAUUAAAUGAGCAAUUUAUUGCUGUGUCGCAUCAACUAAAUGUUAUCCGUAUUGUCCACAUUUCUGCCGCCGCUGCUGCUGUUGCUGCUUUGGACGCCGCUAACGCCAACGGCUCACGGUCACCAGCCCGAUGAGCAAUUCCAUGAAGAGCUAGUGGUGCGUCCGCUUGCCGGCGACCAUGUAAACACAUACUUUCAGUUCACCACGCGAUGGCACUACGGCGAUCGCAACAAUCUCUUUCACACACAACUAACGCCGCGCGUCAUUGCCGAAAUCCUGCAGACCUACGAUGUCAAGGAGCUGCACAUUAGCCUCACUCAAGGUUUGUGGCGCUACGAGAGCUGGGGUUAUCCUAUUGUGGAUGCCACCGGUGGUGCCGAAUUGUGGGCGUGGUUCAGUGCCAGCAAUUUGACCAACGAUGCGGUGAACAAACAAUGGAUGCAAUUGGCCAAUGUCUUCUCCGGUGUAUUGUGCUCCUCGCUGAAUUUUGUGGACAACACCAAUAGCAUUGCACCGCGUCACAUCUUUCGGCCGCAGUUCAUGCACCACUCCGGAGAGAAUGGCAAGCAGUUCGUUCGCUAUGCGACAUUGCCACGGGAAAUUGUUUGCACCGAGAAUCUGACGCCAUGGAAGAAACUGUUGCCCUGCGGCAGUGCAUCCGGUUUGGCCACAUUGCUCAACUCGGGCUUUGUGCACAAUACCAAAUAUCAUUCAUUGGGCGUCAAAGUGCGCACACUAUGCGAUCACGAUGAUGACAACAACUGUAUUGUGGAGCUCACCCAAACGGCGAAUCUGGUUUACGAUCUCAAAUUGCUGGAGCAGAGCAACACGGACUUUUCGUUGCGCCGUCUCUUCGGCAUGGGGCUGAAUGGUUACUGUGAGCUGGCCACCAGCAGUCGCAUCUAUGCGCAACGCAGCGAGCAAGGCGAACGCUUUCAGUUGGUGCCGCCGCCCGCAUUCAAUGUGAGCAGCAUACGCGGUGGCCAUCGGGUGUCAUAUGGCGUCUAUGACAUACAACAGCAAUUUGAGGCGGCAGCACCGGAUGCUACACGACUCUUUAACAUUGCCUGGAUCGGUGAAAAGUCAGUGGGAGGAGGACGGCGUCUGGCUGUUAGUGCAUUGAACUUGCCACCGCUUUAUGCGCAUCGCUAUCUGCUGGGGAAUGGACAGAAACGUGGACGCAUUGCCACCGAGAUACGCAACACACACUAUGAGGAUUUGCCAGUGGUGUUGCUCGAGCUGGUGCCUUGGUAUGUGCACGCCUAUUUGCACACGUUGCGUAUACGCAACAAGGAGCAACAACGUCGCGAAUACGCCACGGAUGUGAAUGAUGAGUUGCCAUUUAAGCUGCUGCACUAUGCGCCUGGGAAACAACGUGAAUUGCCCACACAUCUGGAGAUUGGUUUUGUGCUGCCGGCGAAGAGCAGCGCGCUGAUUACCAUCGAGGUGGACUAUUUGCUGCUCAAGUGGCUCGAGUAUCCGCCGGAUGCGAAUCACGGGCAUUAUAUUGGUGCUGCUGUUAUAAGCACACAAUUGCCCAUGGGCCGCAAUUAUAGCGCCUUGCCGCCGGAGGCACAUCUCUUCAAGGAUUCGUUUAAUGCGUCGCGACCAAGUUAUACGCUGACGCUGCGCACGGAGGCGUUGAUUGUGUCGCUGCCAACGCCAGAUUUUAGCAUGCCGUAUAAUGUGAUUUGUUUAGCGUGCACAGUGGUUGCAUUGGCCUUUGGGCCCAUUCACAGUGUGGCCACCAAAUUGAUGAUUGUCGAGCGACAGACGACGAUGCCGCGCAAUCUGUUGCGCAAGCUCAUACACAAGCUCAAGUCUCGCUGGGGUAGCAAGAAGGAGGAGGCAACAUCAGUGCAGCAGACAGCAACAGACGAAAAACAGCAGCAGCAGCAGCAUGAGGAGAAGGAAGCGGAACAGCAAGAGUCGGUCGUUUGUAAUGAGCAGAAGCAGGCGAACAUGUGAUAAACUGAGAUGGCAAGACUAGAAAUAGAAGAGCAUCGAUGCAUACUCGUAAUCAGCGCCUACUCCUGUUGCUCUUGUGCCGAUGGGGUGGCUGCCGAUAAACAUAUUCCAAAGCACGACAGUCAUUUCGAUAACAAAACAAUAUAAUGGCGCUUGACAUGUUUCGAUAACACUUGUUCAAUCAAAUAAAGCGCUUCAUGUCCAUAUAAAA